AACUGGCUAACAUUGUCCUAACUUGUUUUAAAAACCUCAUACGCUCUUUCCUUCUCCUUCCUUUUUCGUUUUCCACCGACGCCACCGAUCUCCGCCGGAGACUCUCUCCGAUUAUCCUCUCCCUUCUGUAUCCCUCCAAUUUACAGAUUCGAUUUCAUCUCUUCCUUAUUUCUUCCAAAGCCCCUAAUCGAAGAUCUCUCUUUGUUGAUGGGCACCGCGGAGGUUUCCGGAUCUCCGACGAAAUCGCCGCUCACGGUAUCGACCUCCGUCACAGAAACCCUCGAUGGCUUUCAUGAAUUCAAGAUCAGCGCCUACUCUCUCACAAAAGGCCUCGGCGUCGGCAAAUUCGUGGCCUCAGAGACGUUCACCGUCGGCGGUUACACGUGGGCGAUCUACUUCUACCCGGAUGGGAAGGGUCCGGAGGAUAACUCGACUUAUGUUUCUUUGUUCAUUGCUUUAGCGAGCGAGGGAGCUGAUGUGAGAGCUUUGUUUGAGCUCACGCUCGUGGAUCAGAGUGGGAAUGGGAAGCAUAAGGUUCAUAGCCAUUUCGGGAGAGCACUCGAGAGCGGACCUUAUACUCUCAAGUAUCGUGGAAGCAUGUGGGGAUACAAGCGGUUUUUCAAGAAGUCGAGUCUAGAAUCAUCAGAUUAUAUGAAGGACAAUAGUCUCUUGGUUCGGUGUCGCGUUGGUGUGGUGAAGUCGUGCACGGAGGUGCAGAGGAAUUACAACAUCCCUGUGCCAGUUUCUAACUUAGGCCAACAGUUUGGGAAUCUUUUGGAAAGCGGGAAAGGUUGUGAUGUUACUUUUCAAGUCGAUGGAGAAACAUUCUCUGCGCACAAGCUGGUUCUUGCAGCGCGUUCUCCAGUUUUCAGGGCACAGCUUUUUGGCCCGUUAAGAGACAGAAACACUGACCGCGUAGAGAUAGAAGACAUGGAGUCCCCCAUUUUCAAGGUCCUCUCUUUAAUCCUCUUUCUGAGAUUACAUCUGAUUUUCUAUUCACGAAUGUACCAUCCGGGAUCUUCUCCUGGGGCGCUACUCCUGUUGUUGAGUUUACUCACCCAGGAUAAGGUUUUGCUCCAUUUUAUCUACUGGGACGAAUUGCCUGACAUGCAAGAGUUAAUGGGCACAGACUCUAAAUCAGCUUCUACUCUUGUGGCUCAGCAUCUCCUUGCAGCUGCAGACCGUUAUGCUCUUGAGCGGCUUAAACUGAUCUGCGAGUCGAGACUUUGUGAAGGAAUCACUAUAAACACUGUUGCAACCACCUUGGCCUUAGCGGAGCAGCAUCAUUGUUUCCAGCUGAAGGCAGUCUGUCUCAAAUUCGUCUCCUUGCCAGAGAACCUGAAAGCUGUGAUGCAAACAGAUGGGUUUGAUUAUCUGAAAAAGAGCUGUCCAUCUUUACUAACUGAGCUAUUGAAGUAUGUGGCGAGGCUUGGUGAACACUCUGUUAGUGCAUCUGGGUAUCGAAAAGAGAUGUUUGCUGAUGGUUGUGAUGCAAACGGAAGAAGAGUGAAGCAGCGGUUGCAUUGAACAUAUCUCUGCAUUGUAUAAUUACUGUUUAAUGGCUGUCUGAUUUGAUUCAGCAGGUGAAUUAGCGUUUGCAUUGUAUAAUAUUUGUUACGGAUAAUGUCUGAUCGUAAACAAUCUCAUUCGGCAAGUUCAAAGAAUCCUUUUCUAAAGCUUUC
This is a messenger RNA of Brassica rapa (field mustard), 1682 nucleotides long. RefSeq names its product BTB/POZ and MATH domain-containing protein 1. Gene Ontology annotation, molecular function: protein binding. NCBI's taxonomy places the organism in Eukaryota, Viridiplantae, Streptophyta, Magnoliopsida, Brassicales, Brassicaceae. Gene Ontology annotation, biological process: protein ubiquitination. The record is from RefSeq and is a predicted model, not a curated record.